UAUCAGUGAGCUGAAAAGUUUGGUUUCGAAAUCGGCCGGACAGCAGAGCACCUGCUUGUGCGUCCUCAGUAGCUAUACCCACUUCCUCCUUACCCACAUCCUCUCAACAGAGAAUAUCAGAGGGUGUCGGGGCAGUGAAACGGCCUGCUCUCAUUAGAACAGUAACUAACACAAAUCAAAAACAGUUGAAACUAAUAGUCUAACCAUGGUACGCAUAUAAUUGUGGAAACGAGCGUGCGUAAACGUAGGUGUAAGCGAAUUACAUUAUUUACCUUUACUGGUAGAAGGCAGGGUCGGUGAAGUAGAAAGGGUUCGGAGGCGGGGUCAUGGUCGGUGGAGCGGUGACGGGCGGUGCUUACUGCAUGUUUCCCCAACCCCUCCUUCCAAACGUUGCAGGGCCAGUGGUCUGAACUUGAUCGCAGGCUGAGACCUGGAGAGGUUUGCGCGACGACGGACGCGUAACGUAACUGGCCAGAGGAGUCAUUUAGCAGCCUUUUGACCACUCACACGAAAUAAGUUUGUUCAUUCCUACAGAAGCCGGGGGGUUACGGAGUUUAAGCUUAUCCUUGGCGAGAAGAGUUAUGUCCCGACGUAAACUCGGUAGCCGACCGCAACACCUGAGCGCUAUUCAAGAUGAUCCAGAGCCCAGUGACAUCACCAGCUCACCGGUACGGGAGAGGACGGGGGCGGUGCUGGAGGCUGGGGGUCGCGACCUUCUCACUUGCGGGCCGUGUGGGCAGGCCUUCCCGCUGGCGCACAUCCUGGCCUUCAUCCAGCACAAGCAGGGCGGCUGCGGGGUGGGGCGCGCCGUGCCCCGGGGCCACACCCCUCCCUCCCCGGCCGGUCGCACGCUGAGGCGGGGCCCGCCCGCCGCUCUUCGCUCGCGGCCAGACGCGGGGUUCGUGGAGCUGAGGAGGGUGACGGACAGGGGCUGGGGGGAGGAGCCCGGCUCGAAACUGGAGCCCCACCGAGCAGUGGCGGAGGAGCCCGCCUGCUUUACCUGCCAGGUGUGUGAGGACGUGUUCCCCAGUGCCUGGUCCCUCCUGCAGCACGCCCAGCACACUCACGCCCUCAGCCUGUACCAGGAGGAGGGUGGGGAGGAGGAGUCGCCCGGCCCCGCCGCCACCCUGGACCCCAGCCGCCUGAGCCGCACGCUGGCCUCCGCGUUCGGCCCGGCCUCCCUCCGGCUGGCCCGCCCCCGAGGCCCCGCCCCGUCCUCCGCCGACCCCGCCCUCUCCCAGGACGCGCAGGCCUUCAACUUCUCCGUGCGCCUGCGGGAGCUGGCCGACGUGAGCGGCGGGGGCGUGGUCCCGUCCCCCUCCCACUCCCCGCCGGCCGCCGCCCCCUUCCCGCAGGCCCCGCCCCAGCAGACGCUGUUCGCCUGCGAGCUGUGCGGCCAGGGCUUCCGCUCCCUGCGCAGCCUGUCGGCCCACCGGCGGACCCACGCCGGCGAGCGGCCGUACCGCUGCGGCCUGUGCGACAGCGCCUUCGCCCAGAGCGGCGAGCUGGCCCGCCACAUGAGGACACACCGGCGCAGCGGGGCCUGGGCGGGGCCGGCCGAGGAGGGGCCCGAGGAGGGCGGGGAGCUCAUCCUGAAGGCCCGGCUGUCCCAGGAGACGGCGGCAGAGGGCCCCCUGGGCGAGCGGGUGGAGGGCGGGGCAGGCAAGCUGGACUUCUCCAAGCGAGCGCCGGGGGGCGGGCUCAUCCUGCUGUCCGCCCAGGGCCUGGGGCCCAGCGAAGCCCUGGGGGGGCGGGCUCUGCUGCGCCUCUUCCAGCCGCAGGGCGAGGGGGAGGGGCCCGCGGAGCCCCAGCAGCCCUCCCCCUGCGGCAGCCCCUCGGACGGCUCGCUGGACAGCGGGGAGACGGGGGCGAGCGGCGAGAGCGGCAUCGCCAGCGGCGACUGCACCCCGAAGCGGCCGGAGCGGGAGAGCGAGCGGGACGGCGAGAGGGAGUGGGAGGCCGCGCCCGGGGAGGCCCUCCAGGACUGGCAGCGAGACGGAGAGCCCAAGCGAGGAGGAGGAGGAGGAGGAGGCGUAGCUGGGAGGAAGAAGAGGGAGGAGGCCUGCGAGUACUGCGGCAAGCGCUUCCGUAACAGCAGCAACCUGACGGUGCACCGGCGCAGCCACACUGGGGAGCGGCCGUACCGCUGCGGCCUCUGCAGCUACGCCUGCGCCCAGAGCAGCAAGCUGACCCGCCACAUGAAGACGCACGGCGCCCGCGGCUCCCGGCCCGCCUACCUCUGCCAGCUGUGCCACGUACCCUUCACCGUGUACGCCACCCUGGAGAAGCACCUGAAGAAGGCCCACGGCCUCAGCCACGCCGACGCCACCGCCCCCGGCCAGGCCGACGCCCAGGCCGCCGACGACGCCCAGGCCAACGGGCCGCAGGCCGAGGGCGAGGGCGAGGGCCGCGUCGACCCGUUCGCCGAGCCCGGCGGCGCCGCUCAGUCCCAACGGAGCGCCGACGAGCCCGCGGAGGGCGCCGCCGGACCCGCGGAGGCCGCCGUCGAGCCUGACGCCGAGGCCGGCCCGGAGGGGGGCGGGGAGUUCGCCCCUCCCGCCGCCGUCGCCGCCGAGGCUGGCGCCGAAAUGAGCGUGGCCUCCGCGUGACGCGCGGGAGCGCGGGCCAAACUGAACACAGCGCCCCUGCUGGACACGAGCGCCGCAGCCUCACUGCCACCAAAAGCAAUACCAGUACUGAUACAGCAGCCCCAGCGCGCCGCGCCGCCUCUCAGACCCUCUCCCGAAAAAUAAAAGCACUUCACUUUGGAGGCAUGGCCGCUGUCGGCUGCUACAUGACACAAUAUUAACCCUUAGCAAUGCGGCCCCGGACGCCCGCGGCCGGGCUGCCCCUGUGCGUGCCAGCGCACGGUCCCGCCCGCUGGGGGACGCUGGCGUGUGCCGGCAGAGCCACGCGGGCGUGUCAGGGGAGCCUCGUCCACCGACCGGGGAACGGUCGUCCGCUGAGAGCGGAGUGGGCGGAGUCUGGGCGGGCCGAAGGGUGACCCUCUGUCACCCUUGUUUUGGCCCGGAACGCGACCUCUCGCCUGCUGGUUUCCCAUUGUCAGCCAUCUUGAGAUUAUCACAUUGCUGGAGAAAAGGCACGAUUGGCCGUUUUCUGGAGGAGGGAGGGUUCUCCAGCUGAGGGAAGCCACUUAUCCAGGGUCGCUUCAAGACGGCAAACCCCCGACCUCCGUAACUGUUAUUCUGUGUGGUUCUUAAAUAAAUAUGAGUACUCUGGACGGGAGUGAAAACCAGGAUUGAAUGUGACAGAAAAAGACUGAACUGUUGUGCGGAAUCUGCGAGAUUCGUUUGGUUGUCCGGUGACCCGGGGGAAAGGCUCGGCACAAUCACAUCCCUUGUCCUUUAAGUGGGAGGUUUACACGUACCGCCGCUCCCUCUGGGUAUAGAAAAGGCACAUUCCUAAUAUUAAUGUUGUGUUUGUGUUGCAUUUAGAUUUUUUUCCCUCGCGACUUCUGAAGUCAGUGCCUACUGAGCUCUUCAUUGCCUUCUAUGCAUUGGGGGAAAAAAAUACUGUAUGUACUAUCUGCUGAAACAAAAAAAAAAAAACGGGUGUUGUUUUUUAUAUCAUUUAUAGAGUUUUAUAAAUA
Molecule: messenger RNA, 3610 nt
Organism: Anguilla anguilla (European eel)
Lineage: Eukaryota; Metazoa; Chordata; Actinopteri; Anguilliformes; Anguillidae
Gene: znf296
Product: zinc finger protein 296
Exons: 3
Coding region: 582-2609 (675 amino acids)
Biological process (GO): positive regulation of transcription by RNA polymerase II
Cellular component (GO): nucleus
Molecular function (GO): RNA polymerase II cis-regulatory region sequence-specific DNA binding; DNA-binding transcription factor activity
Source: RefSeq, a predicted model, not a curated record